AUGCAGUGCUGUGAGCCUGCAGUGAACGACGAAGCCUGGCAGAAAUUCGAGGAAAAGGAUGCAGUCAAUAUCCCAGGGGAGACCACGCCGAUCGAGACCGUGCCUGCGGAUCCCGACGAAGCUCCUGCAGAGGCACAGCCGGACUUGAAAGUGGCCGCGGUGGCACUUGAGGAUGAGGAAGCGCCUCCGAUUGCAGAGGAGGAAGCAGCCGAACCCGUGAAGGCCAAGCCAACCAAAGCUUCCCUCUGCAAGCUAUUCUCACAGAUGGAUACGGUGGAGGCCAUGGUCUUGAUCGUGGGCACGCUAUGUGCAAUGGCCCACGGUGUCGCGCAACCGCUCAUGAUUGUCAUCUUUGGCGAUCUCAUCGAUGCACUUGGCGGAACUCCUGAAGAGGUCCAGCGUGAGACAGAACGGCUGUCUUUGAUUAUGUGUGCUGUUGGUGGCGGAGCUUUGGUGGCAGCGACACUUCAGGGGGCAUGCUUCAAGAUCUUCUCUGACUCGCAGACCAUGAAGUUCCGGAUCAUGUAUUUCCAGGACAUCCUGCACCAGGAUGUUGGCUGGUUCGAUACCAAGGAAGUCUCGGCAUUGUCGGCUGAGAUCCAGGACGACCUGUCCAAGAUCCAAGAUGCCUUCGGUGACAAGUUUGGCAACGGUGUGAUGGCUUUGUCGGCCUUCCUUGGAGGUUUUGUUUGCGCCUUUGGCCUCGGCUGGCUGCUUGCACUCAUCCUCUCCGCAGUGCUGCCGUUCAUGGCCCUGGGAACAUACUUCGUCGGACAGGCUGUUGCCGAGGUGCAGAUGGAGUCUCAGGGCUGGUACGCCAAGGCUGCCAGCGUGGUGGAGGAGUGCCUGUACGGCAUGCGCACGGUGGUGGCCUUCGGAAGCGAGCAGAAGGAGCUUGAGAAGUUCUCCGUUGCGGUCGCUCAGACACGCAGGGGCGGCAUUCGGAAUGGUCUUCGGAUCGGCCUCGGCACGGGAUUCUCCUGGUUCGUGGAGUAUUCGAACUAUGCGCUGGCCUUCUUUGCGGGAAUGAACUUCGCCUACCACCGGGAGCUAAAUCCUGCCACUGGCGAGCCAUGGAGAACCGGCGACAUCAUGACCAUCUUCUUCUGCAUUUUCAUCGGCAGCUUCUUUAUGGGCCAGAUCGAUCCGAGCGUCAAGGCCAUGGGUUCCGCUCAAAUGGCUGCAUACCGCUUCUUCAAGGUUCAUGACAACAAGCCGGCCAUUCAGCGCCGGGACGCAGAUGAGAGGAAGGAGGUGUCUAGCAUCGAGACUUUUGCCUUCGAGCAAGUGCACUUCUCCUACCCCGCCCGACCGAGCGUCACAGUCCUCGGUGGAGUAACCUUGACCAUCAAUCGUGGCCAGAAGGUUGCCUUUGUGGGUGAGUCCGGAUCUGGGAAAAGCACGAUCAUGGCUCUACUGGAACGCUUUUACGACCCAAGCUCGGGGGUUGUCUAUGUGAACGGAUGGGAUAUGCGUACGUUCAAGAUCGGCGCCCUCCGGAAAUGCAUUGGCUAUGUUGGGCAGGAGCCGGUCCUCUUCUCACAGUCCAUCCGGGCAAACAUCAUGCAAGGGAACCCCGAAGCCUCGAAGGAGCAGUUUCAACAGGCAUGCGCAGAUGCCCAGCUGACGUUUGUGGAUUCUCUCCCGGAGAAGUACAACACGUUUGUGGGCGCAGGUGGCGGUCAGCUCUCGGGAGGCCAGAAGCAGCGGAUCGCACUCGCCAGGGCGUUGCUGAAGGAGGCCUCUUUCCUCUUCUUGGAUGAGGCGACCAGCGCCCUGGACAACACUUCCGAGAAGAUGAUCCAGCAGACGAUCGACAACAUCAGCAGCACGACCCGCAGCCUCGGAAUCGUGAGUAUCGCGCAUCGGCUCAGCACCAUCCGCAACUCCGACCUCAUCUACGUCCUAAGCCGAGGCCAGGUCGUAGAGCAGGGCAACCACCAAAGCCUCAUGGAGAAGAAGGGCGUCUACUACGCGCUUGUCGCGGCCCAGGAGUCUUCUCAAAAGGCGGAGGAAGCUGAGGAGCUCGAGCUGCCGAACCAGCCGACCGUGGCCGUUCUCCGGCAGAACACCGGCCAGAGCGAUGAGUCGGAGACGGCGCGGAAGGAGCGCAUGAAGAAGGAGGAAGAGGACAGGGAGAAGCAGAUCACCGAUAAGUACAAGGUGCCCAUGUCUCGACUCCUGAGCUACAACAAACCGGAGUGGGCCUUCUUCGUGCCGGCCAUUUUGGGUGCUUUGAUCGAGGGUUCGGCGACUCCCAUCUGCGCCUUGGCGCUGGUGGGAUCCAUGGAUGCUUUCUUCAGGCUGGAGUUCGCGACUGUGCGGGACGAGGCCCGUGAUGACAUCGUGUUCCUUUGCUUCGUUUUCCUUAUCAUCGCGGCCUCUGUGCAAAUCGGCAACAUCAUCGAGCAUGGCGGCUUUGCUGUCCUGGCCGAGUCCAUGACCGCGAGGCUGCGAGUGGAUAUCCUCAAAGCUAUCUUCCGCCAGGAGAUUGGUUUCCACGAUGAUCCCGAGAACACUCCGGGGAUGAUGUCCAAAGCCCUUGAGCUCUGGGCUUUCCGAGUGAGCACACUUUGCAAAUCUAUUGGCGCCAAGGCUGCGGCCAUGAGCUCCGUGCUCGUCGGCGUGAUCAUCGCCUUCGUCUACUGCUGGCAGAUGGCGUUGGUAAUGCUCGGUACCGUGCCCAUUAUGAUCGCCGCAAAUGCCGUGCAGAUGUUGGUCAUGCUCGGAGCCUCCAAGGUAGACAACGAGGGAAUCAAGCACGCCGCCCAGGUCGUCAGCGACUCUGUCAUGAAUGCUCGCACCGUCCAGGCCCUCGGCGUGGAACAGAGCCUGGUGCAGAUGUACACCUCACUGGUCGGCAAGUCCACGAAUGGCAUGUGGACCCGGAAUUUCCUUGCGGGUCUCGGCUUUGGCGUUGCUUCGGGCGUGAUGUUCUUCGUCAUCGCCGGGGGUUUCUACUAUGCCUCGGUCCUGAGGAGAGAAGGCGUGGCCAGCUUCAACGACACCAUGAUGGCCUUCAUGGGCAUCUUCUACGCAGGUCUGGGUGCCGGACAGGCUGCCGUGUUUAUGGGCGAUGCAGCAAAGGCGAAGGUAGCUUGCCACGACAUGUUCAAGCUGCUGGACCGUGUCUCCAAGAUCGAUGGCCUGGAACCCAAGGGCGAAAUUCCGAGCAAGCUGGAUGCCGGAACCAUCGAGUUCGAAGCCGUGAAGUUCUUUUACCCCUUCCGGCCAGAGGUCCAGGUUCUCAAGGGAGUGAACUUCAAGAUCCAGGCAGGUCAGUCUGUGGGCUUGGUCGGCCCUUCUGGUGGCGGCAAGAGCACGGUUAUGUCGCUGAUCCAGCGGUUCUACGACCCACAAGAGGGAGCCGUCUACGUUGGCGAGGCGCGGAAGCCCCUUCACGAGCUGAACAUCCGCUGGUGGCGUCGGCAGAUCGGCUUUGUCGGGCAGGAGCCUGUGCUGUUCAACACCACCGUGCGGAACAACAUCUUGUACGGCCUUGAAGAAGGUGAGACCGUGACGGAAGAGUACAUCAAGAAGUGUGAGGAAAUGUGCAACUUGAAGUUUCUUUACAAGUCCGGGAAUCGCGGCUUGGCGACAGAAGUCGGACCGCGAGGAGGACGGCUAUCUGGAGGCCAGAAACAGCGAGUGGCCAUCUGCCGCGCACUAAUCCGCAAUCCUGCCGUGAUGCUCCUGGAUGAGGCCACCAGUGCGCUGGACUCCCAGAGUGAACAGAUCGUGCAGAAAGCCCUGGAGGCAGCUCGUGACGGGCGCACGUCCUUCGCCAUCGCCCACCGACUUUCGACGAUCGCCGGCUGCGACGUCAUUCUGGUGAACGCUGAUGGUCGUGUUGUUGAGUCGGGCACACACGACGAGCUUAUGGCACACAAGGGAGUCUACUAUAAGCUGCAGAUGCAGUCAAGGAAGUAG
This is a messenger RNA of Symbiodinium sp. CCMP2592, 3930 nucleotides long. The record is from the annotation of a GenBank genome assembly. Lineage: Eukaryota; Dinophyceae; Suessiales; Symbiodiniaceae.